This is a messenger RNA of Chara braunii, 679 nucleotides long. Lineage: Eukaryota; Viridiplantae; Streptophyta; Charophyceae; Charales; Characeae. The record is from the annotation of a GenBank genome assembly.
GGUAUCAAACGAAUCAAAGGUUGAAUAAUAUUGAAGAAACUGUUUCCAAGAUGAAAGUACGGUAUGAUGCAGAAGAGGAGCGUGAGCGUACGAGGAAGGAAGAAGAGGAGCGCAACAAAAGAAAACGAGAAGAAGAAGAAUGGAGAGCACGAGACAAGAAGGAACGGGAAGACUUUCAGAAGCAAUUAGGAGAAUCGAUGAAUACGAGAUUCGAUGUGCUGUGUGAGGCAUUAUUGGGGAAGAAGAAGGAAGGUAGCGACGAGUUUGAGAAGUUAAAAAGGCAAAUCGACAAACUGGAGAAGCUACAGUCGGGUUUUGUGCCUGUGAUGAACGAAUGUGUGUCAGUGGAUAUGACAGCUAGGCGGCUGCAUGAGCAAGAAGAGGAGCAGCGUAAGGCCUGUGAGGAGUCAGAGAGGAGGAUAGUCAUUCUAGAGGAAGAGGUAGUCCUGCUAAGAAGGCUCAAUGAGCAGAAGACGAGUGAGGCUGCGACGUGGAAGCAGGAAGCGCUGAGACCUGGCAAUAAGCGGGGAGCGGUGAUCGUGGAGGAAACGCCCAACCAGCAUGUCGUGUUCAGCCAUGUUGUACGGCACUGAAGACGCCCGGGGCUCAUGUGGUCACAAUGGCCGAGGUACACGCAAAGGAGGUUGCCGCCCUGAAGGAACUGCGCAGUAGGGAUUUG